This is a messenger RNA of Hevea brasiliensis (rubber tree), 1122 nucleotides long. Its product is annotated as LOB domain-containing protein 1. The record is from RefSeq and is a predicted model, not a curated record. The transcript is spliced from 2 exons. The coding region runs from base 73 to 741 and encodes 222 amino acids. Lineage: Eukaryota; Viridiplantae; Streptophyta; Magnoliopsida; Malpighiales; Euphorbiaceae.
ACCACCGCCGCCGUAGCCGCCGCCCCCACCACCUCUUCUCUUUCCUUCUUCUCCUUCUCUCUCUCUAAAGAAAUGGGAAACCUUGACAAAGCAGUUGCAGCCAUAUCUCCGGUUGCUGUUCCUUCUCCUUUCUCUUACUCACCAUCUUCUUCUGCUGCUUCACCAUCUUCUCAGUCUUCUCCUGGUAUUCCUUCUCCUUCUCAGUCUUCUCCAACUCUUACUCCUUCUCUUCCUCCUCAUCCUUCCCCUCCUUCUGUUGUUCUUAGCCCUUGCGCUGCCUGCAAAAUUCUUCGCCGGAGAUGCGCCGAGAAAUGUGUUCUAGCUCCUUAUUUUCCUCCCACUGAACCUUACAAGUUCACCAUUGCUCAUAGAGUCUUUGGUGCCAGCAACAUCAUCAAGUUCCUGCAGGAAAUCCCAGAGUCUCAGAGAACAGAUGCAGUGAGCAGCAUGGUUUAUGAAGCAAAUGCAAGGAUUAGAGACCCAGUUUAUGGUUGUGCAGGUGCAAUCUGCCAGCUUCAAAAGCAAGUAAAUGAGCUUCAAGCUCAACUGGCUACAGCACAAGCUGAAGUAGUGAACCUGCAAUGUCAGCAAGCCAAUUUGGUUGCUCUGAUUUGCAUGGAAAAAAUGGCACAAUCUAAUCAUCUUCAAGAACCCAAUUUUGAGCAGCAACAAUAUAUUGAUACAAGCUGCUUUCUAGAUGAGACCAAUUUGGGCACAUCCUGGGAGCCUCUGUGGACAUGAUGGAAAAAAAAAAGCUAAAUUAUGAUCAAGCCUUCAAAAGAAGGCAUUAUAAAAUGAGGAAAAAAAAACUCAAAGAAAAAAUUUUUCAAUAAAGUUGAUUUAAUUAGUUAUGGUUAGAUAUUAGUCAGUGAUGAUUUUCCAUUUAGUCUAAAAUCGACUAAUGGAACCUUUGAAAAAGAAAACUGAUUGAUGUUGAUGGGGUAGCUGUCCUACUAGUAUUCAUUCAUUUUCUAGGCUAUGGAAAAUAGAUGCAUAUACAUAUGUAUAUGCAUAACAUUGAAGGAAACAAAAGGGCAGAAAAAGAAAGGAGCUAGCUAGCUAGAUCAUGAAUGAUUCUUGUGCUAAUUAUUCUUGAAUCAAAGAAAUUUUAGAUAUUGUUGA